UCGUUAUUGUGACCCAGGAAACAGUUUUGGGGAUGGAAAUUGGGAAACAUGAGAAACUGAGUACGACAAUCUGGCAACGUUGUACAAUAAUCCCAGCCAUCAGCUGUUCAGUGUUUGUUUACCUCGCGCGGGGAGAGAGGAAGGGACACUGUGCUCCGUGCUUCCCUUGUUAUCCUUGCUAUCCACGUGCCCCCCUUGUUAUCCUCGUGCUCCCGGCCUUGUAGCGGUGCCGUGGCGGGGCGUGUAGGCGUUGACAUGUAAGCCCCGGUCGUCUACCCUCCGUGCCCUAUGGGGGUCCGUGGACGGGGCAGCACUCACGGUCAACGGCACUGCCCAUACACUCAGUCCACCCUGGCGGGGACUUCACCAAUGACCUCCAUGAAAACAGGGUCCCAGACAAGCCAGUUGGUCUGAAGGCCGUGGCGCUGACUGACCACAUCAGGGUGUGUUGGCAGCCCCCCGCACAGCACAAUGUGCUGCUGUGCGGCUACACCAUUGCCUGGGACCAAGGCGUGGCGGACAUCUACUCCAAGAUAGUGGACAGCAAGCAGCACGGUUACAUCAUUGAUAAGCUGGAACCCAACAUGGAGUUUGUGAUAAGCCUGCGAGCCUUCAACAACGUGGGUGACGGGCAACCGGUGUACCAGCAAGUCCACACCCAGCCAGAGGAGGAGGAGGUGGUGGAACCCACGCUGGACCCGGCGGUGUGGGUGAAGGCCGUGGUGCUGACGCCCUUCACCGUGGUGCUGCAGUGGGCGGACACCAUGCUGAGCCAGAACCAGCUGCACCACCUUCUCGUCCUCAUCCUCCAGCCGCUACGUCAACGCCACGGAUGUGACCUGCCUCAUUGACAGCCUCAAGCCAUCAACAGUGUGUGAGUUUGCUGUGAAGACCAUCAGGGUGAGACCACAGUGCUGGAAGCCUUCGUUCUUCUUUCAGUAAAUAUUCACUCAGUCCUGCAACACUUCUCAAGGAAAUCCUGCACAGCUGAAUCCUUGCUGUGAUGAGGCACAGAGAAAUUAUGACUCAUAGGGUGAGCUAUUAUUAGU
Molecule: messenger RNA, 1049 nt
Organism: Eriocheir sinensis (Chinese mitten crab)
Lineage: Eukaryota; Metazoa; Arthropoda; Malacostraca; Decapoda; Varunidae
Product: neogenin-like
Exons: 5
Coding region: 585-851 (88 amino acids)
Source: RefSeq, a predicted model, not a curated record